UUGGCGCAGGCCAUACUGGGCUAUAUUUUGGCUAUUCAGAAACAAUAAUAGUUUCUGGGCUUCACUAUGGCAACGUUAGCAAAUUCACAUUGCAACAUCACUAAAACGACAUUGGUGUUGCCAAUUUCCUAUUCACAUAUUUUAAAUUAGGUUUUCCCCAUGGCAAAAGCAAUUGCUCUAUUUUUUAUGGGUAUAAUGUCUGCAUUAACAUCAGAUUUUGGUGCUUCAUCUAAUAGGGCACCUGAACCAACCCUUCAAUUUCCAUUGGUCCUUUACAAAGAAGACAACUACAACAAUGGUAGUUUAGGAAGUUACCACAGAUCUGUUCCUGGAGAAUAUCGCGUAUGGGCACGAACAGUGUCCUCAGGUAUCCAAGAGUUUGUUUACAGAUCCCUAAAAGUACUACCAGGCUGGAAGCUUACAUUUCAAGCAUGUUGCGCUUCGGGGAAUCAAUGGACAACAUCUGUGUCAGGCAUUACUCACAUAAACAGUUUGCAUUAUUUUAUGUUUGAUAAUGCAAGAAUUGGCGAAGAUAUAUUUUAUACUCAAUGGCUUCAUUUCAUUCAAGAAUUUUCUGUCAAGGUUGAUUCAUGCGAGGAUCCCUUGUUCUGUAGUAAUGUCACAUCUUGUAAUGAAAGCUGUUACUUUGGAUCAUGUGGUGUUGAUGGAACGUGUCAGUGCCACAGGGGAUACUCGGGAGAUCAAUGUGAACAUCGUCCAUUAAAUUUUGAAGUAUAUCCAAAUCAUACUUAUCCUUUGGUGUUAUUUCCACAAACGUCAUUUCAAGGAACUCCGUUGAAAGUCAGAGCAGAUGUUUACAUAGAGUAUGCGAGCAAUGCUGAAAAUAAGAGAUCAUAUAUAUACAAGUCUGCAAGGGUUCUGUUCACUCAAUCAGUAAUUUUCUCACGUAAUAAGGAAAAUGAUCAGGAAUUUAAGGUGAUCAAAGGAUCAGAUAUCAGUAAUCUGGAGUCUUAUUUUGCUUCCAAUGCAGACUAUGGGGCAUCAAUCUGGUUUAAUUACGCUAAAACAAUUAAUUCUGUAUUUUAUGUCAAAGUAAGUGGUAAUAGUCUGUGUGAUAGUUGCAGUGAGAUUGGUGGCUGUUGUUACACAGGGACAUGUGUGUGUUUGCCCGGAUAUUUUGGAGUAUUUUGCAACCAAACUGUAUGAUCUGCCAAACCACUUUUAUUGUGUUGAACUCCUAUUGUUAUUCAAUGUACAUAUUAUUUAUUUGCAUGUUUCUUCAUUUUAAAUUUAGUCUUAUGUAACAUUUACACGGCCUGGUCCAUACUCACCCCACCCCACCCCACCCGCCAACCUAAGCAUUUAUUUCAACUUGUAUAUUUACACAUGCACUUUUGACUUUUUUUUACCAAAAAGCAUUUGUUAAAAUCAUGUGGCCUUGUAAAUAAUCAACCUCAAAACUAAUGGAAUGUGGCAUAGAUUGAUAAACCAUUGGAAUACUUUUGUCUUGGUAAAAGAAGUUCUCGAUGAUAAAGCUGCAUGUCUUGCAUCUUUAUCUAGUUAUAUAUUGCA
This is a messenger RNA of Xenia sp. Carnegie-2017, 1533 nucleotides long. RefSeq lists its product as uncharacterized. The transcript is spliced from 5 exons. NCBI's taxonomy places the organism in Eukaryota, Metazoa, Cnidaria, Anthozoa, Malacalcyonacea, Xeniidae. The record is from RefSeq and is a predicted model, not a curated record. The coding region runs from base 160 to 1167 and encodes 335 amino acids.